CUUCAGUUUGACAGAGAUUUUGGGGAAAUCAAUUGACUCGUUUUCACACAGCUCCCUCAAAACUAUUAAUUUCUAGGAGCAAUUUAAGGGUUUGGACUGAUUUUGAUAAGAUGUCGAAACAACGUUCGCCAUCAUGGGCAUCCGUAGUGGCUCAUGGCAUUCACAAGGAUGCCAAGGAGAUAAAAGAAAACGCUCCAAAGAUGUCAGUCAAGUCAAUGACAAUCAAACAAGCAUUGGAGGGUUCCCCCACAUUGGUGUCCACAACAUCCACAACAAAGAUGAAUGCAACAUUUUCAGAUGUUGUUAAGCAAUCUGUCGCCAAGGAUGCCGAAUCGCGUGCGAAGGAACAAUUGUCAAUGGCUGGCAAAUUGACACAAUCGGGCUCCUUUCGCACCAUUUGGCCGCAGCCGCCGCCACAUCACAAGACCAAUGCUCAAGGGCUUUCGUAUCGACCACGUCGUCAUGUCUAUGGCUUCACACAUCUGAAUAAUCCGCGGAUUCCGACCAGCGAAAGUAAAAACAUUUCGGUGGACCUUUCGCCUAAAGAAUCCGUGUCAGCCAGGCCAUCAACCUAUGAAGCUCAGUUGUCCCCCAAGAAGCCAACCUGGUGGCGAGUUGCCGCCGAGUCGCCAGAACGUCGAUGCGUUUGUUCUAGGACUCGAUGUCAAAUCACGUCUUCACCACGUGCCUUUGACCUGAUGCAGUGGCAGCCCAUUGCCAAGUCGCAGCAGAUGUGGCUGCCACUUGACUCGAGUCAACGCCAUUGCGAUCCUAGUAAUCCAAUGCCACGACCGCCACCGGGAUUCGAGCAUGUUGUGCCCGGCAGACAGGCACUCUCGAGUCGUGCCCGUGAAGUGCUGGGCGAGGAGAAUAUUGAAUUGGGGCCGAAGUGUGAUUAUGCCAUACCGAAAUCGAUGCCAAAGCCAGAGCGUGAACUUCGCGAGCAACAACACUUUAUAGCUAAACAUGACACACAUUUGACCUGUCGCCAGGCGCAGUUGAAGGUGAUCAAUGGGGCGACUGAAGAUGGCUACUACGUCCAUCCAGUGGCCAAGCUGUUGCCCACGUUUUCGAAGCAGGCAUUGCAUCCAAAGUAUAAGCCAAAAAUCUCAUAUGCUGAACUCUUGCGUCGCAAUCGUGAAAAGGAGAAACUGGAGUUGAGGUCCAAGGAUAAGAAUGUGACAAACUCUGAAGAAUCUGACAACCUAAAGCCGAUGACCGAAACAUCGCCGAAAUCAAAAGAGGAUCCCACAGACCCAAAAUCCUAUAAUAAUUUGCCAAAUUGUGAGAUAGCAGACCCACAAGAAUCCAUAGAACGAAGUGAAGACGCUAAUUAAUAUUUGAAGAGGAUAAAACUGAACAGCAAUUGGUACUUUAAGUGCACAAUAAU
Messenger RNA from Drosophila albomicans, 1390 nucleotides. RefSeq lists its product as uncharacterized. The transcript is spliced from 3 exons. The coding region runs from base 111 to 1337 and encodes 408 amino acids. The record is from RefSeq and is a predicted model, not a curated record. NCBI's taxonomy places the organism in Eukaryota, Metazoa, Arthropoda, Insecta, Diptera, Drosophilidae.